This is a messenger RNA of Suncus etruscus (white-toothed pygmy shrew), 1343 nucleotides long. It is a transcript of the gene KCNK12, whose product is annotated as potassium two pore domain channel subfamily K member 12. Gene Ontology annotation, biological process: stabilization of membrane potential; potassium ion transmembrane transport. Lineage: Eukaryota; Metazoa; Chordata; Mammalia; Eulipotyphla; Soricidae. Gene Ontology annotation, molecular function: potassium ion leak channel activity. The coding region runs from base 16 to 1320 and encodes 434 amino acids. The transcript has 2 exons. The record is from RefSeq and is a predicted model, not a curated record. Gene Ontology annotation, cellular component: membrane.
AGCCGCGCGCGGACCAUGUCGGCCCGCAGCCCCCGGCCCCCGCCCCGCCGCUGCCGCCGCCGCCCGCCGCGCCCCGCCUGCUGCUGCUGCUGCUGCCGCCGCUCGCACCUCAACGAGGACACCGGCCGUUUCGUGCUGCUGGCCGCGCUCAUCGGCCUCUACCUGGUGGCGGGCGCCACGGUCUUCUCGGCGCUCGAGAGCCCCGGGGAGGCGGCGGCGCGGGCGCGCUGGGGAGCCACGUUGCGCAACUUCAGCGCGGCGCACGGGGUGGCCGAGCCCGAGCUGCGCGCCUUCCUCCGCCACUACGAGGCGGCCCUGGCGGCCGGGGUCCGAGCCGACGCGCUGCGCCCGCGCUGGGACUUCCCCGGCGCCUUCUACUUCGUGGGCACCGUGGUGUCGACCAUAGGCUUCGGCAUGACCACCCCGGCCACGGUGGGCGGCAAGGCCUUCCUCAUCGCCUACGGGCUGUUCGGCUGCGCAGGGACCAUCCUCUUCUUCAACCUCUUCCUGGAGCGCAUCAUCUCGCUGCUGGCCUUCGUCAUGCGCGCGUGCCGGGCGCGCCGGCUCCGGCGCAGCGGCCUCCUGGGCGCGCCUCCGGGGCUGGGCGCCGUGCGGCCCGAGGACGGGCUGGCGGGCUGGAAGCCGUCGGUGUACCACGUGCUGCUCAUCCUCGGGCUGCUGGCCGUGCUGCUGUCGUGCGGCGCCUCGGCCAUGUACGCCAGCGUGGAGGGCUGGGGCUACGUGGACUCGCUCUACUUCUGCUUCGUCACCUUCAGCACCAUCGGCUUCGGCGACCUGGUGAGCAGCCAGCACGCGGCCUACCGGAACCAGGGGCUGUACCGCCUGGGCAACUUCCUCUUCAUCCUGCUGGGCGUGUGCUGCAUCUACUCGCUCUUCAACGUCGUGUCCAUUCUCAUCAAGCAGGUGCUCAACUGGAUGCUGCGCAAACUCAGCUGCGGCUGUUGCGCGCGCUGCUGCCCGGCGCCCGGCGCGCCCCUGGCCCGGCGCAACGCCAUCACCCCGGGCUCCCGGCUGCGCCGUCGCCUGGCCGCGCUCGGGGUCGGCCCCGGGGCCCGCGACGGCUGCGACCACGCCGCCGCCAACGACGGCCGCCGCCUGUCCGGGGAGCUCAUCUCCAUGCGCGACCUCACGGCGUCCAACAAGGUGUCGCUGGCGCUGCUGCAGAAGCAGCUGUCGGAGACGGCCAACGGCUACCCGCGAGGCGCCUGCGUCCACACCCGCCAGAACGGCUUCUCGGGCGGCGUGGGCGCGCUGGCCAUCAUGAACGAGCGGCUGGCCGAGACCAGCGCGCCGCGGUAGAGCGCACGACGGGCGGGGCUCAG